UGCCAGGCCCAGCGUCGGAAGACAGCGCUGGUGGGGAGCAGUCUGGGUGUCUGUGCAGGAAACUGCUGCACUUGGUGAGGUGGGCAUGGGAGACCGAGCCCGGCUGACCAGAGACCCCGUUUUCUUCCAGACUGAGGGGGAAGGCGGUGGGGCCUCCCCACCUGCCCCACAGAAGAUGCAGUUCUUCGGCCGCCUGGUCAAUACCCUCAGUAGCGUCACCAACUUGUUCUCUAACCCGUUCCGGGUGAAGGAGGUGGCUGUGGCUGACUACGCCUCGAGUGGCCGGGUUCGGGAGGAAGGGCAGCUGAUUCUGUUCCAGAACACUCCCAGUCGCACGUGGGACUGCGUCCUGGUCAACCCCAAGAGCUCACAGAGUGGAUUCCGACUCUUCCAGCUGGAGUCGGAGGCCGAUGCCCUGGUGAACUUCCAACAGUAUACCUCCCAGUUGCCGCCCUUCUACGAGAGCUCCGCCCAGGUGAUGCACACCGAGGUCCUGCAGCACCUGACUGACCUCGUCCGCAACCACCCCAGCUGGUCGGCGGCGCACUUGGCGGUGGAGCUGGGCAUCCGCGAAUGCUUCCAUCACAGCCGCGUCAUCAGCUGCGCCAAUAGCAGGGAGAACGAGGAGGGCUGCACUCCCCUGCACCUGGCCUGCCGCAAGGGCGACGGGGAGAUACUGGUGGAGCUGGUGCAGCACUGCCACGCCCAGAUGGACGUCAGCGACAACAAGGGAGAGACCGCCUUCCAUUAUGCCGUCCAGGGGGACAACUCCCAGGUGCUGCAGCUUCUAGGGAAGAACGCGUCGGCCGGCCUGAACCAGGUGAAUAACCAGGGGCUGACCCCGCUGCACCUGGCCUGCCAGCUGGGGAAGCCGGAGAUGGUCCGCGUGCUGCUGCUGUGCAACGCCCGCUGCAACGUCAUGGGGCCCGGCGGCUACCCCAUCCACUCGGCCAUGAAGUUCUCCCAGAAGGGGUGUGCUGAGAUGAUCAUCAGCAUGGACAGCAGCCAGAUCCACAGCAAAGACCCUCGCUACGGAGCCAGCCCCCUGCACUGGGCCAAGAACGCAGAGAUGGCCCGCAUGCUGCUGAAACGGGGCUGCGACGUGAACAGCACCAGCUCGGCAGGGAACACCGCCCUGCACGUGGCGGUGAUGCGCAACCGCUUCGACUGCGUCAUGGUGUUGCUGACCUAUGGGGCCAACGCUGAUGCCCGCGGCGAGCACGGGAACACCCCGCUGCACCUGGCCAUGUCGAAAGACAACGUGGAGAUGAUCAAGGCCCUCAUUGUGUUUGGGGCAGAAGUGGACACCCCGAAUGACUUUGGGGAGACUCCUACAUUGAUAGCCUCCAAGAUCAGCAAACUCAUCACCAGGAAGGCACUCUUGACUCUGCUGAGAACUGUGGGGGCAGAGUACUGCUUCCCACACGUCCCAGGGGUCCCCAUGGAGCAGGGCUCUGCGGCAUCACCUCACCCCAUCCUCUCACUGGAAAGAGCUCAGCCCCCACCGAUCAGCUUAAACAACCUCGAGCUGCAGGAUCUCGUGCACAUCUCCCGGGCCCGGAAGCCGGCGUUCAUCCUGAACUCCACGAGGGACGAGAAGCGCACCCACGACCACCUGCUCUGCCUGGACGGAGGGGGCGUGAAAGGCCUCGUGAUCAUCCAGCUCCUCAUCGCCAUCGAGAAGGCCUCAGGCGUGGCCACCAAGGACCUCUUUGACUGGGUGGCAGGGACCAGCACAGGGGGCAUCCUGGCCCUGGCCAUUCUGCACAGUAAGUCCAUGGCCUACAUGCGUGGCGUGUACUUCCGCAUGAAGGAUGAGGUGUUCCGCGGCUCGAGACCCUACGAAUCGGGACCUCUGGAGGAGUUUCUGAAACGGGAAUUUGGGGAGCACACCAAGAUGACGGACGUCAAGAAACCCAAGGUGAUGCUGACGGGGACGCUGUCUGACCGGCAGCCGGCUGAGCUCCACCUCUUCCGGAAUUACAAUGCUCCGGAAUCCGUGCGGGAGCCUCGUUUCAGCCAGAACGUUAACCUAAGGCCUCCAACUCUGCCCGCAGACCAGCUCGUGUGGCGGGCAGCCCGAAGCAGUGGGGCAGCCCCCACCUACUUCCGACCCAAUGGGCGCUUCCUGGACGGCGGGCUGCUGGCCAACAACCCCACACUGGACGCCAUGACCGAGAUCCACGAGUACAACCAGGACUUGAUCCGCAAGGGUCAGGGCAACAAAGUGAAGAAACUCUCCAUCGUCGUCUCUCUGGGGACAGGGAGGUCCCCACAGGUGCCCGUGACCUGUGUGGACGUCUUCCGUCCCAGCAACCCCUGGGAACUGGCCAAGACUGUUUUUGGGGCCAAGGAACUGGGCAAGAUGGUGGUGGACUGCUGCACAGAUCCAGAUGGGCGGGCCGUGGACCGGGCCCGGGCCUGGUGCGAGAUGGUCGACAUCCAGUACUUCCGGUUGAACCCCCAGCUGGGGACAGACAUCAUGCUGGACGAGGUCAGCGACGCGGUGCUGGUCAACGCCCUCUGGGAGACCGAGGUCUACAUCUAUGAGCACCGGGAGGAGUUCCAGAAGCUCAUCCAGCUGCUGCUGUCACCGUGACCCCAGCCACCCCACCCCGCCCUCCCACCCAGCCCCUGCUGGGGAGACUGUCUGCUGGGCAGAUCCAGGGCGGAGGCAGCUCUGCGUCCACAGAUGGGACUGGAGGGCACCGACUGCCUGCCCAAGGCUGGUCCUGAAGGCCUCUCUGCCCUGACCCCACCCUCCAUCACUUUGUGUCAUUCCAGGCUUAGAAAGUCUAGAGCCCCCUUGGCCCUCUCCCCGACUGUGAAGGACAACUGACAGCUCAAACACUAAGGGUGCUGGGGCACUCCCCGCCCUGCCCCAGCCCCGCCUCCCAGAGGGCCUGCAGGGGCUGCCUCUGCACAGCCCGAGUGAGGGCCGUCCGGGUUCCCUGGUGGGUGCAGCUCACCCCUUCUACCCUCUGCCCUGUCCCCUGGGGCUGGGGCUAGAGAAACAGGGCAUCCCCACGUCAUGCGCAGGGGAAACCCAGGCUGCAGGUGUGGCAUGCCCGUUUGACUUUGCCCCUCGAUGCUGGCCCAGCUGCCGCACCCCUGAGGGCCGCCCCACCCCAAGGGCUCUCAAAGGUCACUCCUAGGAGUUAAGUGAUUCUUUCCGAUGGAAGUGGUUUAAGAGUGGGGUGGGGCUCCAGGUCUGCCCUGAAACUGUGAA
Messenger RNA from Propithecus coquereli (Coquerel's sifaka), 3229 nucleotides. It is a transcript of the gene PLA2G6, whose product is annotated as phospholipase A2, group VI (cytosolic, calcium-independent). The transcript is spliced from 16 exons. The record is from RefSeq and is a predicted model, not a curated record. NCBI's taxonomy places the organism in Eukaryota, Metazoa, Chordata, Mammalia, Primates, Indriidae. Gene Ontology annotation, cellular component: mitochondrion. Gene Ontology annotation, biological process: positive regulation of ceramide biosynthetic process; cardiolipin acyl-chain remodeling. The coding region runs from base 86 to 2599 and encodes 837 amino acids. Gene Ontology annotation, molecular function: protein binding.